Mugil cephalus (flathead mullet) is the source of this 2875-nucleotide messenger RNA. Its product is annotated as cytochrome P450 1B1-like. Lineage: Eukaryota; Metazoa; Chordata; Actinopteri; Mugiliformes; Mugilidae. The record is from RefSeq and is a predicted model, not a curated record. Gene Ontology annotation, molecular function: heme binding; steroid 17-alpha-monooxygenase activity; iron ion binding. Bases 207 to 1784 code for a protein of 525 amino acids. The transcript has a single exon. Gene Ontology annotation, biological process: progesterone metabolic process; hormone biosynthetic process.
UGAAAAGCUUGACUAAUGAUAAAAAAAUAAAACUUUGCCAUCAUAAUGACCUCAGUGGCAUUUGAAUAACAUAUCUAUCUCAACAGCUAUGGAUAGCCAAUAGAUUUAAUAUCAGAUUUGAUCUUUCCAAGUACUGAACCACUCAAAAGAGUGUUGAUUUUUUUUUUUUUUUUCAUUUUUGAGGAACAAGUGUGAAGCUUGUCACGAUGGUCUUGGACAAUGAAAUUGGUGUGAAGAGCAAUAGCAUCAUCAAGGAAUGGAGUGGACAGGUCCAUCCUGCUCUGGUCGCCUCCUUUGUUUUCCUCUUCUGUCUGGAAGCCUGUCUGUGGGUCCGGAGCCUCAGGCACAAGAGAAGGCUGCCGGGACCCUUUGCCUGGCCCGUGGUGGGCAAUGCCAUGCAGCUGGGCCAGAUGCCUCACAUCACCUUCGCCAAGCUGGCCAAAAAAUACGGCAACGUGUACCAGAUACGACUGGGCUGCAGUGACGUUGUGGUCCUGAAUGGAGACAAAGCGAUACGUCAGGCCCUGAUACAGCACAGCACAGAGUUUGCAGGCAGACCAAACUUUGUCUCUUUCCAGAUGGUCUCUGGGGGCAGGAGUGUGACAUUCACUAAUUACAGCAAGCAGUGGAAAGCACACAGGAAAAUUGCCCAGUCGAGCCUCAGAGCAUUUUCCUCUGCAAACAGUCAGACCAAAAAAAACUUUGAGCAGCACGUCACGGCCGAGGCCAUGGAGCUGGUGCAGGUAUUUUUGCAUCGGAGCGCUGGCGGGCGUUUUUUUGAGCCUGCUCACGAAUUCACGAUAGCUGCUGCGAAUAUCAUGUGUGCUCUUUGCUUUGGGAUGAGGUACGGACACAAUGACCUAGAGUUCAGGACCUUGUUAAAAAGAAUACAGAAGUUUGGCGAGACAGUGGGAGCAGGUAGCUUGGUAGAUGUCAUGCCCUGGCUUCAGUCCUUCCCCAACCCGGUCCGCAGUGUCUAUGAAGACUUCAAAAACCUCAACGAGCAGUUCUUCGGCUUUGUGAAAGACAAAGUGGCACAGCACAGAGUGUCUUUCAAUCCUGAAGUGACCCGGGACAUGAGUGACGCAAUCAUCAACGUGAUUGAGCAUGGAGAAGACAGUGGACUCACCAAAGAGUUUGUUGAAGCCACUGUCACAGAUCUGAUUGGUGCAGGUCAAGAUACAAUGUCAACUGUCAUGCAGUGGAUCAUCCUGCUCCUGGUCAAAUACCCAGACUUGCAAGCCAAACUGCAGGAGCUCAUAGACAAAGUAGUGGGCAAGGACAGACUGCCGUCAAUUGAGGACAGGAGCAGCCUGGCAUACCUGGACUCCUUCAUCUACGAGACCAUGCGCUUCACCAGCUUCGUCCCAGUCACCAUCCCGCACUCCACCACCUCAGACGUCACCAUCGACGGUCUCCACAUCCCCAAAGACACGGUGGUCUUCAUCAACCAGUGGUCCGUCAACCACGACCCUCUGAAGUGGAAGGACCCGCACAAGUUCGACCCCUCACGCUUCCUCGACGAAAACGGGGCCCUCGACAAAGACAAAAUAAACAAUGUGAUGAUUUUCUCAACAGGUAAAAGACGCUGCAUCGGUAACCAGAUCGCAAAGGUGCAGGUGUUCUUAUUCACAGCGGUCUUGCUGCACCAGUGCAGCUUUGAGAGCAACCCCUCUGAGCCCCUCAGUCUUGACUGCUCCUACGGGCUCGUGCUGAAGCCCCUUACAUUUAGUGUCAGCACCAAGCUCAGGGGAAAGCUGCUUGGCUUAGUCUCCCCAGCAUGAAUAGCAUGCCCCUAUAAUGUGACUCAAGGAGAAAAAAAUACAAAAAAAACAAACAAAAAAAACAUUUCUACCAAUGACAUUUGACAGUGAGUAUCAGUACGGCUGCACUAAAUAGCACUAAGAGUUUCGUAUUUAACAAGGAUAUUUAAUAAAUACGUUAGCAUGGUCUGUGUUUGAAUUAUUGUUGGUCCAGGGCUGAGAAUAUGAUUUCAUAAAUGUUGGCUGCGAGUAAAAAGCAAGCUUGUGGGAAAGUAUUACAUUUCUGCUUCACAAAAUACUCCAUACUUGAUCCAAUUUUGUACGUUAUGUUAAGAAAUGUGCUCGUUUUACAUCCACUAUUGAGCAUAUAUAUAUAUAUAUAUACGGUGUAUGUGCAGAAAUUAGCUACAAACUUAAACUAUUAUAAGUGUAUAUGAAAUAGUUGUGAAUGUUGUUACGUCACUUGAUGACUUGCUGUUCUCAAUUGUAAUGUGUAAAAAUGUAUUUAACCUUUGCCAGAUAAAGCAGCAGUUACAAAAUGUUUUAUUUCAGUUUUUGCAUUUCAGGUAUAACAGUAAAUUUAUUUAAAUUUAGCCGGUCACACUAUCUACUGUACUCAGCAUAGGAUUACAACAAGCGGGGAGCAUCCGUCACGUUUCAGAGGAUGAGGAAGGGAGGUUCCUGUGGUCCGUGGGCGCUUCACAAACUUCAUGUAUCCAGGGUUCAGUUUUACUGUACAAGCACUGCAGCUACCCAUGCCAAAUACACGCCUCACCACUACAACAAAACACAUGUGCGGCGAAUUUCUUUCACUCGUGAGGCAUUCUUACAAACAUGUUUGUUUACAGUAACUUGUUCAAAGCUAGGUGGAUGUCACUGCACUCUCUCUAAGCCUCUGUAUUCAGGAACUAAUAUUGUAACGCCCAAGGGAUGUGCUUUCUCUGUCUGUGUUAGGGAAGAUAAAAUGGACCUUGAAUGUUAAAGCAUUCAUUCUGUGAUUUCUGCUCUGACACUCAAGGCCCACUGAGGUUUUUUUUUUUUUUUUAUAUAUAUAUAAUGGAAAAUAAAAAUAAGCUGUAUCUGAAAUGAAUAAAGUGAAUUGUCAAUGUUCA